Molecule: messenger RNA, 724 nt
Organism: Nerophis ophidion (straightnose pipefish)
Lineage: Eukaryota; Metazoa; Chordata; Actinopteri; Syngnathiformes; Syngnathidae
Gene: tstd1
Product: thiosulfate sulfurtransferase like domain containing 1
Exons: 4
Coding region: 130-501 (123 amino acids)
Cellular component (GO): mitochondrion
Molecular function (GO): thiosulfate-cyanide sulfurtransferase activity
Source: RefSeq, a predicted model, not a curated record
AUUGGCUGUGAGCACUACAAGCCCCGCCUUCUCUAGGUAUAUGCUCCAAUGAUAUUCCAGCAUGAAGGCGGGCAUUAAGAAGUGACGUUCAUUGAUUGAAGGUCGAGGAAGACGGAAGUAGACUUCUCAAUGUUCACCGGCGUGGCGGCUUCAGCUACAAGUGACAUCGCAUAUGAUGACCUCAGAGCACUUUUGGACAAAAGCCCAAACUUACUUCUGGUUGAUGUCCGUACAAAGGAGGAAGUGGAUAAGGGACGCAUACCUGGAUCCCUUCACAUCCCAGUGAACACGGUAGGAGAGGCCUUCACCAUGGAUGCAGAAGCCUUCAAGAGUAAAUAUGGAGUCAGCAAACCAGCGUUGGACUCUACAGAGCUGGUCUUCCACUGCCAGAUGGGCAAGCGAGGCUCAACGGCCACAAGCAAAGCUGUGGAACUUGGCUACGUGAAUGCACGGAAUUACGCUGGCGGAUACAAGGAGUGGUCCCACAAAGCAGGGCAGUGACUUAUAUAUAGAGGUGCUUACAUAUAAAUGCUUGUAUAUAAGUCACUUGUAUGUAAGUGAUUAUAUAUAAGUGCCUAAAUAUAAGUGCUUAUAUAUAAGUCACCUUUUCAAAAGCCUUUGAAUGCCAAAUUCAGGGGAAAAGAUUGAUUUUUUUUUCAUUUAUUCCCUUCUGUUUUUCAGCCGCACUUCCUGUCGUAAUGAAAUAAAUCAAUUGUGGUAUUUC